Zychaea mexicana is the source of this 480-nucleotide messenger RNA. RefSeq lists its product as uncharacterized. The record is from RefSeq and is a predicted model, not a curated record. The transcript has 2 exons. Lineage: Eukaryota; Fungi; Mucoromycota; Mucoromycetes; Mucorales; Lichtheimiaceae. The coding region runs from base 1 to 480 and encodes 159 amino acids.
AUGUUUUACACGUUAAAAUUGAAAGAUUUGAAGAAUGGUGCAACGUUGAAGAUUCAUUUGAAAAAACAUCAGUUAUCUUGUGAUUUCAUCUUCGAUUCCACGGUCGAGAUUCCAAAAGAUCUAGCUGUUCAUGACACACCUGUGUCUGUUGCAACGAAAUUACCAUUUGUACAAGAUGUACUCAAAUCGCCAGCUCCCAUUGACAAUCAUUUUCCGGCCAAUACAAGCAACUCAUCAGCUGAUGUCUUGCCUCUCAAUGUAGAUGUGCGCUCAACAGAUAAUAGCGUUUUCGAAUUGGACUUCGCUGUGCCUACUGAGCAUGAACGUUUGAUUUUCGAGAACAUAGAUGUGUCCUGUCGCUUUCACGAUUUUCAACUCCAAGUCAAGAGAAGACUCAACGAAAACAAGCAUUUGACGUUGGAAGAAAACGUUCAACAUCUUUUGGCCCUUUCAUCCAUUCUUCUCUUGAAACCAGGCUGA